UAUUAACUUCCUGUCUUGCAAUACUUAGCAACCAGCUCAACUCGUUCUAAUUUGCAGCAGCAGACGAACUCACCUUGUUGAUCUUCUCCCACCCAACGUGUCUAUAAGAUAUCAUGCGCACCUUGCCAAUUUUCACCAUUGGGGCCCUAGCCCCCCUAGUGACUUCUGCGUCCGAUUGUACCCGCGAGUUCCUCCAGGAUAGCGCGGACAGCCUGGUGGCCGCGCAGACUGCGGGAGAUCCCAGCCUGCUUCAGCCUGUCUCGGACGCACUCGACUAUAACGAGAAUUAUGCUACGGCAACUUUUGAGUCUGGAAUCUUGUCCAAGCCGCUCGAGAUAGACUUUAGCCGGCACUACCUCGACACGACGCAGUGCGCCACCUUCACGGAGCUGAUCUCGGCCACAGGCAGCAAGCCGUACGUGAUCGGCGUGCAAAUGUACUUCACAGACAAUUCCGUUUCCAAGAUCGACACCCUCAUUACCACCACCGGCGACUGGCUGUUCAACGCCACGGGCACGCUCUACUGGGCUAGCCAGGAAGACUGGGGCACCAUCCCGGAGGAGGAGCGUGACUCUCGUGAGGUCAUCCAGGCUGCUGCCGACGCCUACUGCGAUAUCUUCAGCGACAAGAGCGUCCAAGUGCCGUGGGGAUAUCCCUGUGCCAGACUUGAAGGCGGCGCGUACACAGGCAAUGGCGGUCCCGACGACAGGUGUGACGUCGGCAUCCCCAGCGGCGUGAACCUGACUAACCGACGAUAUGUCAUUGACGAGACAAUUGGCGCCGUCUCUGUCUUCCUGAGCUUCAACGCCAUACCGGAUUCUCAUGCUUUUAGAGUAGAAAAGGGCAAGCUGCGGUUUGUGCAUACCAUGACAGUCAUGACCGCGAGUAGGAACGGCAGGAGCACGACCAGGAGGAGGUUGAGGGGAGUCAUGGCUCCGUCGGCGCAGUGAGGAGCGUAGCGGCUCGGAGAGGGGGAGAACCGCUAAUUUACAAUGGCACAGGGAUUCGGACUCGGCAUUGCAGGCUACAAGCUGCAACUUACAAAUAGGCAACGGCAAUGUUUCUAGCUGUAUGAAAACGGACAAAUGAAACAAGUGAGCAUUUAACACUUUUUGCACACUCGGCUUAACAUACGGAUUGGCCUUAUAUCAAAAAUUCAACGUAUUAGUACGGCCCC
Molecule: messenger RNA, 1177 nt
Organism: Thermothelomyces thermophilus ATCC 42464
Lineage: Eukaryota; Fungi; Ascomycota; Sordariomycetes; Sordariales; Chaetomiaceae
Exons: 1
Coding region: 114-950 (278 amino acids)
Source: RefSeq, a predicted model, not a curated record